UACACCCAGCCACCUCGACGCGUGCUCGUGUCAACGUGGCGAGCGCCGGCCAAUCAGCGCCCGAUUCUCAGUCCAGAACCUUCUGUAAACACGCCCAUCGGAGGCGGGCAAGUAUUCUAAUUCCCGACAGUACGCCCUUCACCACGCCCAACCCCGUCCAACCAUUUAAAGGGGCCGUGCGCUAUAUAGAAAGUUCUGAUCCUGAGUUGGGAGGUUGGAGUGUGAUAUCUGGGUCUGCCUCUGCUGGAAGGAUGAAGAUCCUAAGCGUACUCUUUGCUGUGACUCUUUGUUCAUGGUUAGUGACCUGUGUGCCAACUCAGGAGAAAAAAGAUCGUAUUCACCACGGUAAAGACUUAAGUGACCACAAGCACGAUGACAGCACGGACUUUCAGUAUGACCAUGAAGCCUUCCUGGGCAAGGAGGAAGCGAAGACCUUCGACCAGCUGACCCCAGAGGAGAGCAAAGAGAGACUGGGGAAAAUGUUUGAUAAGAUUGACAGCAAUAAUGAUACCUAUGUCACGGCGGCUGAACUCCUGGUGUGGAUUAAGUUUGUACACAGGCGCUUUGUCUCAGAAGAUGUAGUUAAACAAAUGGCGAUGGUUGAUAAGAACCGGGACAGCUUUGUGUCUUGGGAGGAGUACUACAAUCACACUUACUCCCAUCUGAUAGAUGAAGAACCAUUUUACGAUGUUGUUGACAAGGAAAAAUACAGAAAUAUGAUGAAACGGGAUGAACGCAGAUUUAAGCAAGCAGAUAAAGAUGGCGAUCUGAUAGCCACCCGGGAUGAAUUCACCGCAUUCCUGCAUCCAGAAGAGUUUGACUACAUGAAGGAUAUUGUGAUCACAGAGACCAUUGAGGACAUAGAUAAAAAUGGAGAUAUGUUAGUAGAUGUUAAUGAAUACAUAGCGGACAUGUACACUCCGGAAAACGACGAACCUGAGCCAGAAUGGGUAAAGUCAGAGCGUCAUCAGUUUGCAGAGCAUCGCGACUUGAAUAAGGAUGGCAAAUUGGACCGAUCAGAGAUUGGCCAUUGGAUCCAUCCUCAUGAAUACGAUCACAAAGAGUUGGAAGCCAAACAUCUGAUUUAUGAGUCCGAUAAAGACCGGGAUGAUAAACUAACCAAAAAAGAGAUUUUGGACAACUGGAACAUGUUUGUCGGCAGUCAAGCAACUAACUACGGUGAAGACUUGACGAGGCGGCAUGAUGAAUUUUGAUGGACGUCUGUCUGCUCGCUCCUGGUUGGGCUUACACCGCCUCAGCACAUUGCUGAUGCCUUAGAGACUGGAUUCCAAUAGUGGCAAUGGGGACCUCGGUACAAGAGGGCCAAAUCCUUUUUUUUUUUUUUUUUUU
Rana temporaria (common frog) is the source of this 1350-nucleotide messenger RNA. RefSeq names its product calumenin-like. Gene Ontology annotation, cellular component: endoplasmic reticulum. Gene Ontology annotation, molecular function: calcium ion binding. The record is from RefSeq and is a predicted model, not a curated record. NCBI's taxonomy places the organism in Eukaryota, Metazoa, Chordata, Amphibia, Anura, Ranidae. The coding region runs from base 252 to 1214 and encodes 320 amino acids. The transcript has 7 exons.